Kogia breviceps (pygmy sperm whale) is the source of this 950-nucleotide messenger RNA. It is a transcript of the gene KLK14, whose product is annotated as kallikrein related peptidase 14. Gene Ontology annotation, biological process: proteolysis. The record is from RefSeq and is a predicted model, not a curated record. Lineage: Eukaryota; Metazoa; Chordata; Mammalia; Artiodactyla; Physeteridae. Gene Ontology annotation, molecular function: serine-type endopeptidase activity.
UCUGGCCUCUAUUCUGUCCCCCAUCCAUGUCUCGAAGGGCCUUCGUCUCUGUCUAAGACGCUCUCUCUGUCUCUGACCUAUAACUUCUGGGUCUCUCGCAGCCUCCUUAACCCUCACGUUCUCUCUGCAUUUGCCAGAAUCCAACCCCCAGCCCUCAGAAUGUUCCUCCUGCUGGCAGCACUUCAGAUCUUGGCUGUAGCCAUGGCACAGAACCAAGGGAACAAGAUAAUUGGUGGCUACAGAUGCAUCCGGAACUCCCAACCAUGGCAGGCAGCCCUACUGGCAGGCCCCUGCCGUAGUUUUCUCUGUGGAGGGUCCCUGCUGUCCGACCAAUGGGUCAUCACUGCUGCCCACUGCACUCAUCCGACCCUUCGAGUAGCCCUGGGCAAGCACAACCUGAGGAUUUGGGAGGUCACACAGCAGGUGCUGCGUGUGGUCCGCCAGGUGCCACACCCCCAGUACAAUUCCCGGACCAUGGAUAACGACCUGAUGCUGCUGCAGCUGCAGCGGCGUGCUCGGCUGUGGAGGGCAGUGACGCCCAUCGCCGUGGCCAGCUCCUGUGCCAGCGCGGGGACGUCCUGCCUUGUGUCGGGCUGGGGCACGAUAUCCAGUCCCACCGCCAUGUUCCCCAACAUUCUGCAAUGUGUGAACAUCAACAUCUCCUCGGAUCAGGAGUGUCAGCGGGCCUAUUCUAGAGCCAUCACCGCUGGCAUGGUCUGUGCAGGGGUCCCCCAAGGCGGGAAGGACUCUUGUCAGGGUGACUCCGGGGGACCCCUGGUGUGCAAAGGAGAGCUCCAGGGCCUUGUGUCCUGGGGGAUGGAGAACUGUGCUCAGCCUGGUUACCCCGGCGUCUAUACCAACCUGUGCAAGUACCAAACCUGGAUCCAGGAGACCAUACAGCGCAGAUCAUAGCCGGUGUUACAGAAUAUCAGCUGCCCACAUGCUCCCCC